UCAAGCAGAAGCUGUCAAGAACUUUCGGCCAUGUUUUUUCGGGGUGUCUGUUGUUUUCACCCAAACAAGAGGCUGUUCUCAGGUCGACGCUGAGACGUGCCCACCAGUCAACCUAUGGCUAGUUUGGAGGAGGGUAAAAUGAUCCCAGAUCAGUGUCUGUUUCAGUGUCAUGCCAUCCCCUAUCGCGCUGCUAGGUGCGCGGCAGCCUCGCGAUAGCCUCGCCUACUAGAAUCAAAGCUCCGUUCGCGAGCUGGAUGCUGACAGGCGCGCGGUGCGGUCGUCAUGCAAAGGUUACAUUGGAUCCGUUUCAGCGAGUCUCUGAAGAAGCUGCUCCUCCACCGGACCCGCACGGAGCACAAAAUGCGAGACGUGUAGCAACACAACAACGCUCGGACUCGCGUUUACAGGCCUGUUUGGCAACAGCAGGUGUCAAACGAUGGAAGAAAGUUUGGGAUUUCCGCAAACGACAGUGUGUACGCUGGCUCUUAUCAGCGGUAAAGUGGCUUCAUGAGUGUCCAAAGUAACAGUGGAAGUGGUGGUGGAAGUUUGGAGGCGACGCCAUCUUGGUCGCAGCUCUCCUCGUCCCCAACGAUUUCUCAACAACAUAUAACGGCGACCGCAAAGAGCAAGGAAGGCCCCAUGGAGGAGCUGCACAGCCUGGACCCCAGGAGACAGGAGUUGCUGGAGGCCAGGUUCACCGGAGCCGUCAGUGGCAACACAGGAGGCAGCACUGGGAGCACCAGUGGAGGUGCUAAGGGUCUGGCCAAUGAGUCUUCUAACCACAGCUAUGGCAGUCUGGGCUCAUCUAGUGACAAGGAAUCGGAGAACUCUGAUUUGAAAAGAGGGAGCUCCCCUGCCUACUCAACCCCGGAGAAAAAGCACUCGGAGUCGUCCAGGGGGAGGAAAAGGAAAGCCGACACCUAUUCAGAGAGCAGUCAAGGGAAGACCUCCACACGUGGGCCCAAGAUCAGCGACUACUUUGAUUUCCAGGGUGGGAAUGGUUCCAGUCCAGUCAGAGGUCUCCCAUCAGCUCGCCGCUCUCCACAGAACUCGCACUCUGCCCCGGGCUCAAUCAUCCGGCAGAAUAGCUCCUCCCCUACGAGUCUGUGUUUUGGUGAACACAAUCCUAAAGCCUCCUCCAGCAAGUGUGUCCAGACGGAGCUAACGGGGCUGAAACUUGCCGCUCUGGAGAGCAACAAGAGUCUGGACCUGGAAAAAAAAGAGGGACGAAUAGAUGACCUGCUCAGAGCUAACUGUGACCUGCGGAGGCAGAUAGAUGAACAGCAGAAACUCCUGGAGAAAUACAAGGAGAGGCUCAAUAAGUGCAUCACCAUGAGCAAGAAGCUGCUUAUAGAGAAGAGCACCCAGGAGAAGCAGUCGUGUCGCGAGAAGAGCAUGCAGGACCGUCUCCGUCUCGGUCACUUCACCACCGUCAGACACGGAGCGUCCUACACAGAGCAGUGGACGGACGGAUACGCAUUCCAGAACCUGAUCAAGCAACAGGAGGGCAUCAACCAGCAGAGGGAGGACAUAGAGCGACAGAGGAAGCUGCUGGCCAAGAGGAAGCCUCCAAACCCUGCUUCUCCCUCCCUCUCGAUCGCCUCCGCUUCUGAAGCCAAGCAGCGGAAAACUAAGGUGGUCAACGGCAACGACUUGGACCCGUUUCUUAAGCCCUCCUUGCCCCAGCUACUGACGCUCGCCGAGUACCACGAGCAGGAAGAAAUCUUCAAGCUUCGUCUCGGACAUCUAAAGAAGGAGGAAGCAGAGAUCCAGGCAGAGCUGGAGCGGUUGGAGCGGGUGAGGAACCUCCAUAUCAGAGAGCUGAAGAGGAUAAACAACGAGGACAGCUCAGCGUUUAAAGACCAUCCUACCUUGAAUGAGAGGUACCUGCUGCUGCACUUGCUGGGCAGGGGUGGCUUCAGUGAAGUCUAUAAGGCUUUUGACCUGUUUGAGCAGCGCUACGCAGCUGUUAAAAUCCACCAGCUCAACAAGAACUGGAGAGAGGAGAAAAAGGAGAACUACCACAAGCAUGCAUGCAGGGAGUACCGGAUACACAAACAGCUGGACCAUCCCAGAAUAGUCAAACUGUAUGACUACUUCUCCCUGGAUACUGACACGUUCUGUACGGUUCUAGAGUUCUGUGAAGGAAACGACCUGGACUUCUACCUGAAGCAAAACAAGCUGAUGUCGGAGAAGGAGGCCCGCUCCAUUGUCAUGCAGAUCGUCAGCGCCCUGCGCUACCUCAACGAAAUCAAACCCCCCAUCAUCCACUACGACCUCAAACCCGGUAACAUCUUAUUGGUGGAUGGUACUGCAUGUGGAGAAAUCAAAAUCACAGACUUUGGCCUGUCUAAGAUUAUGGAUGAUGAUAACUACGGUGUGGACGGGAUGGACCUCACAUCACAGGGGGCAGGCACCUACUGGUACCUCCCUCCAGAGUGUUUUGUGGUGGGGAAGGAGCCGCCUAAGAUCUCCAACAAGGUGGACGUCUGGUCUGUGGGAGUGAUCUUCUUCCAGUGCCUCUACGGACGCAAGCCGUUUGGUCACAACCAGUCACAGCAGGAUAUUCUCCAGGAAAACACCAUCCUCAAAGCCACAGAGGUCCAGUUCCCUGCUAAACCACAGGCUAGCACAGAGGCCAAGGCAUUUAUCCGGCGCUGUCUGGCUUACCGCAAGGAGGACCGGUUUGAUGUUCACCAACUGUGCUCGGACUCCUACCUCCUCCCUCACAUGAGACGUUCAAACUCCUCCGGCACCCUGCAGCCCUCCGCCUCAUCCCUCCCCACCUACUGACUGGCUCUCUCGCAUGACUGACGGGACCCUCCGGCCAAUCUCAAGGCAGGAUUGGUGGAAUCUGAAGAUAAUGGAUUUUUUUACCUGAGCUGUUUCCAAAUGGAUGAAUACGCAACAGAGCAGAAUUAAACGGAGAACGUGAGACGGAAAAGAGUGAAGAAGUGCAAGAGGGAUACUCCCUUUGCACACGUUGUGGCCGAGAACUCGACUGUGUGAGAUGGGGGGAAAGAACAUAACUGGAAAAUAGAAGGGAGGGAGAGAGAGCAGGGCAAGAAUUGAAAGAGAGGCUCAGCAUUGUCUGGAGCCAGAAAAGAAAGUGAUGAAUCUAGUGGAUUUCUGUUUGGACUUUAUUGAAUAAACCCUUAGGAGACAUUUCAACAGCUAUAGGAGCUCUAAGAUGCCGUUACCAAGCCCACCUCUCUUAGCUCUACAGCAUAGUACAUCUCACAAGAUGGCUUAGAAUUUCUUUAACAUAAAGCUGCUGUUGUAGAUGUUCUCUUAUUGCUGAUUUGAGGGUGGCAUUGACCAGCAGGAAACUGAAUAAACAGGGUGAACAGGUGUGCGUUGCAGAGAAGGUGUGAGUAUCUGAGCAUCAGACAUGGCUACCUGCUCUGCAAUCCAUUGUUAUAAGGCACAAAAUGAUGGUUACAUCUCAUCGAGUUUACCCUUAUAAUCUUAAAAGUGAUGUUGUAACCUUGAUGGGACUCCACUUAAAACAAGAAAAGAAAAAAAAAGUUCCAGAUAAAAUGUCUGGCGUUGAUUUGCACUUCCGGUCCAGGUCGUGGUGAUCUGGUCUCGCACAUUUGGCAUGAAGUACUUCAGCUCGGGCUGGUUCUGAACCAGCACGAGCUCGCCAAGUCCUCGGUUCACAUUUGUUCUUUCGUUGCAAAGCAAUUCAGAUCAACUGCUGGGUUUACGGGAAGUAGGUCUGUGAAUCUGUCUUAAUCAUUUUUUGUUGUUCAGGUAAGAGUCUUAAGUAUUGCAGUACCAUGUUUUCCUCGACGUCCUCAUCAACCUGACUGAACUGAGUGACUGGAUCAGCUGUUACUGUACUGCAAAGACUCGGGACUCAGAAUCUAAUGUACAUUUCACGUGCAGGAGACAUUACUCACUAGCAAAUCCAUCAUAACGAGGCUUAUCCUUGCUUCCCGGUGUCUCACUUUGCUCUGUUCAUCUGUGUUUCCUCCUGAAAGCUGUUCUCAGUUUGCUGCUAUAAAUUUUGCUUUUAGUUUGUGAUGUGUGAA
Anarrhichthys ocellatus (wolf-eel) is the source of this 4037-nucleotide messenger RNA. Its product is annotated as serine/threonine-protein kinase tousled-like 1-B. Bases 508 to 2793 code for a protein of 761 amino acids. Gene Ontology annotation, molecular function: protein serine/threonine kinase activity; ATP binding. The record is from RefSeq and is a predicted model, not a curated record. The transcript has 22 exons. NCBI's taxonomy places the organism in Eukaryota, Metazoa, Chordata, Actinopteri, Perciformes, Anarhichadidae. Gene Ontology annotation, biological process: chromosome segregation; intracellular signal transduction; peptidyl-serine phosphorylation. Gene Ontology annotation, cellular component: nucleus.